Messenger RNA from Betta splendens (Siamese fighting fish), 5216 nucleotides. RefSeq names its product solute carrier family 25 member 23a (gene slc25a23a). NCBI's taxonomy places the organism in Eukaryota, Metazoa, Chordata, Actinopteri, Anabantiformes, Osphronemidae. The transcript is spliced from 14 exons. The record is from RefSeq and is a predicted model, not a curated record. Gene Ontology annotation, molecular function: calcium ion binding; ATP transmembrane transporter activity. Gene Ontology annotation, biological process: transmembrane transport. Bases 420 to 1889 code for a protein of 489 amino acids.
GGAGCAAACCGCCCCAUAACACCCAGUUCACUAAGCGGAACCAGCGCGCUGCGUCUUCGCUGCGUGUCUCUCGCUUCCUGUUUCCUCAGCAGUCGCGUGAAUAUCCACACUACGGAGCGUUCGCGUGGUGGAAGCGUCCGAGGAGCAGGGAGCUGCCGCUGCGCGUCCAGCUGUUUCUGUGCCUCACCUCAACAACCCGGUCAGCACCGGCCAUCCACCAUGGACGGCGGCGGGGGCGGCGGCUCGCUGUGCGGAUAAACAGUCCCGCUCCAUGUGCAGUGAGAGCUUUGUUCCUCCAGGAUGAGCAGAACUAUCAACCUCCUCUGAGGUCCCUGAGCCGCUAUUGGCAACCGGGGAGCGCCGUGAAGUCCGACUGACGGAUGCUCCCGUGUCCCGUCCGUCAACUCUGACUGGCAGCUAUGGGAUCCGGGCCGGCUUGGUUCUGCUGGGCACAGUGCCUGGACGGUGAAGCCCCCUGUCCAGACGAGGAGCGAGAGAAGCACUGGGCCCAGCUGUUUGACCAGCUGGACGUCAACAAGGACGGACGCAUAGACGCGCUGGAGCUGCGCGCGGGGCUGGCGGGCCGAGGACUUCCCAGUGGCACCGUGGAGAGGAUCGUGGAGACCGGCGACACCAACCAGGAUGGAGUACUGGACUUUGAGGAGUUCAUACAGUUCCUUCGCAACAACGAGAAGCAGCUUAAACUCAUGUUUAGCAGUCUGGAUCAGAACCAGGACGGUCAGAUAGACGCAGGGGAGAUCCAGCACUCUCUACGCACCAUCGGCGUGAACAUCAGUCUGGAGGACGCCAAUAGGAUUUUACUCAGCAUGGACAGGGAUGGUACCAUGACCAUUGACUGGAAUGAGUGGCGAGACUACUUCCUGUUUAAGUCUCUCAGCAACAUGGAGGACGUGGCGCAUUAUUGGAAGCGUUCACUGAUGUUGGAUAUAGGUGAGCAGUUGAUAGUCCCAGAUGACUUUUCAGAGGAGGAGAAGAAGUCUGGCUAUGUUUGGCGGCAGCUGAUGGCCGGAGCCAUGGCCGGGUCCGUGUCGCGGACUGGAACGGCCCCUCUGGACCGUCUGAAAGUCUUCCGACAGGUUCACGGCGCAACGCAUUUCAGAGGCAACGUGCUGAGCAGUUUUCAGUAUAUGGUGAAAGAGGGGGGAGUUCGGUCGUUGUGGAGGGGCAACGGGGUCAACGUGCUUAAGAUCGCCCCAGAGACCGCCAUCAAAUUCACAGCCUAUGAACAGAUCAAAAAUGUGAUACGUGGUAAUAAUGAAACGGCAAAUCUGAGGGUUCAUGAGAGGUUUGUUGCCGGCUCCUUGGCUGGAGCUAUAGCCCAGACAACCAUCUACCCAAUGGAGCUGUUAAAGACUCGUCUCACACUAAGAAAAACAGGCCAGUUCUCUGGAAUAGCAGACUGUGCCAAGCAGAUCCUCCAGAGGGAAGGCGUCACAGCCUUCUACAAGGGUUACGUACCAAACCUGCUAGGCAUCAUCCCCUACGCUGGCAUCGACCUGGCAGUCUACGAGACUCUGAAGUUUACCUGGCUGAACAGGAACAGAGGUCUGGACCCGGGUGUCAUGGUGUUGGUUGGUUGCGGUGCUGUCUCCAGCACCUGUGGACAGCUGGCAAGUUACCCGCUGGCACUGAUCCGCACCCGAAUGCAAGCACAAGAUACAGAGAAAGGAGCCCCUAAACCCUCCAUGCUGGCCUUGCUCCGCAGCAUCGUGACCCAGGAGGGCGUAGCUGGACUUUAUCGAGGGAUUUCACCCAACCUGCUUAAAGUCAUCCCUGCUGUCAGCGUGUCUUACGUCGUCUAUGAAUACACGAGGAUACUCCUGGGAGUGGACAUUGAGGGUAGGAAACGAGGGAAAGUAAAAGGGUAGAAAAAAGGAUUGACGAUUUGGGGUUUGCUUUCAUGUACAAGCAUGAACUGAUCUGGAGGCGAUGCCUGAGGAUGAAUACGCCAGAGUGUAAGUUUGGACUUUUCAGCUUUAAAGCUACUUUGGACAAAAAAAGGACAAAUCAACUUUAGAUAUAUGGUCUUGUGAAAAGGUCACCUUUGGAUAAACCUCCCCAGAAAUAGCGGCUGCUAUGGAAAAAUAUACUGCAAUGCAUGCCAGUGGUGUGAAAGCUAAUCAGCUACUGCAUCGCCUUGCACGGAUGGCAACUUGCACGAACCUGCCUGAGAAUUACCUGAACUAAAGGGUAAUGUUACAUUCCUGCUGCAUCAUUUUUUUCUCUCCUAGGUGGCACAUAGAGAAAACACAGCAUUAUUAAGAACACUGAUCCAAGCUCCUGUUCUCUAAAGGGCAGGAUUCUGAAGGGCAGCACAGCUGUGACGUUACAGAGUUGGACACGUCCUUAAGAAAAGAUCCUAUGAAACACGUUCUUCCUUUACAUAACUCUUGAAUGGCACUAAAAUGGAGAAUGCAGAUGUUUUUACUGCUGAGGAAAGCACAGCAAGGACUGUAUAUUUAUUCACAGGAAUGAAACAGCCAGAGCCUUGGCAAGAAGCACAGCAACCUGCCAUACUAUGCCUCAGUGCUUCCUAAGUGUUCUUAUGUAAAGAAGUGUCUGAUGAUAUGUGACAACACUACAGGGUCCAGAGCCACAUACAUGCAGUAUAUUAGCUACUUAUAUAGUACUAUACUUAUACUGUAUAUCUGAAGAUAUGCAUACAUAAUUAUUAAAUAAUACAUCAUUGUUGAUUAUAGCUCAAAUACACCAAAUUAUAAAUUAAAUAUAUACCUCUCUCCCUUUCAUUGUGAAGCGAUCAAAAUAAGUCCAUGAUACAAAGUUAUAAUGGAGUCAUUGUGGUCUCUGCUCAUAUUUGCAAGUAAAGAGGCUAAGAUUUAUUCUGUGUUGGUAAAAAUUCUUUCUACCAGUGUUAGAUGUACUGUAAUAAUGGACAAAUAUAUUAGUUACUGGUUGUUUUAAAUGGAAAGUGUGACUAGCGUUGGUAAGUGGUGUGUGUCUAUAAACACUUGCCAUAACCAGCUGAAGGGCCCGAACGGCUGAUGAUGCCGGGUUAGGAAAACGCAGUUUCUGAACUAGAAAGUAAUGUGGGCACCAAUAGGUCAGCUGUAUGAGAAACCAUGAGUUUAAGAUGGGCUUGAAGGCUGCCAGGACACGUUUCUUUUCAGCAACGUCGCUGCAGAAGAGACACAAGACAACUUCACCAAACAACCUGAGGAGAGCACACAUGAAGAAAACAGGAUGUUCCUCAUGCUGAUCUGCAUGUCAGGGUGCAAACCAGUGUCUGUGUGUCUAGAUUUCUGGGGUCCAUAAGAUAAAACGUAAGAUGAACAAUUGUAGAAACGCUAUUUAUCUGUUUAUUGAACAUGAAUAAAGAUUCAGGUGAACACUUUGCUCCUCCAGAACAAACAGCUCUGAUCAGACAAAUGUUACUGAUGCUCAUGCAAGACCACUUCAACAUGUGCCGAUACAGUCCAUCAAUUGUCAUGUGCUGUAACCAUGCCGACAUGGAACUCAUUCUCUAGCAGGAGAAAUAUCUAGAAAGCUCUGAAAGCUUUGAAUGGAGCGCGCGUGUCUGGCGCUGACAGGGAAAGAAGCGUGUAAAGGAGUGUGAAGUGGGACUAGCGUGGAUAAGGCUUGCGGUCACACAAACACGUGGGGCUAUAUUCUGCGAUAUAGUCACGUGAUCGCGGAAGCGUGCGCUGUUGGUGCGGUCCGGUUCGGUCCAGGUGUGCGUCGCAGUGAUCGGGGAGCAAGGGUUGCUCAAUCCUGGUGAGAAGGCCAAUCGUUUCGUCGUGGAGAGAACAAGGGGACGGAACAAGGGGCAGAGAGAACAAGGGGCGAGUCUUUGGUCACGGCAGCUUUUUAUAACCGCGUUGGAGCGGAUUGGAGCAUACGUGCUUGAGACAGCUGACGUGGAACGAGGGAUGAAUCCGCAUGGACCUAGCGGGAGAUCCUUAGUGGAGAGCCACACUCUGUCCCCCACGGCAUGCCCAGGCUUGGCUCGUCUGUACCCAUCAGCUGCCUCAGGAGUCCCACAGGUCAACCAGACCUGGUAGGACUCCUUCAGCUUGAUGGCAUCCCUUACCUCCAGCGUCCACCACCAGGAAAAUUCACCGUCACCAGUCGAGGGAAUAGAAACCAGAUGACGACCAUAGGACCUGGAGAGAUGUCAUCACCUCUGUUUCUGGAGGCUCAGUACAAGGAAGUGACUGGAUCACUGCUUCCUCUGUGCUGCUGAGUUUGAAAGCUCUUCAACUCACUGUUGGUCUCCCUCUGAGCAGAAGAUGGUCAGGAUGAGACAUCAAGCACCACUUUCAUAAUGUAGAAACAUGUGAUACAAGCUUCAGUAAAUCAAUGUAUUGUUAAACAUAUACUUUUCUUUGUAAUGCUUCAUGUUCUGCAUCCACUAUGAGAUUGUGACUAUGUUGGUGAAAUGGAAAAAAUGCUUCUACUUAGGAUGUAACAUCUGUAAAAAAAAGUUAAAUCAGAAUAGUGUUGACCAGUAAGAUCUCAGCCCGUUCGGAGGAAGACAGGAGACUGAACACUUGGUGAAUAUGGUGAUAGCCUUGUCAGACAGGUUUGAGGAGAUGUCACGGGUGACCCAUGGUCCCACAAGAGGCGAUGAAGCCCAGAGUUCUGACCGAUUGGACUAUUGAUCUGGACAAACUAAUCAUGGAUUGUUAAAAUGUUCUAGAAUUGGCUGUGUAUUAUUCUGUCCGUUCUCCCUUACUCCCCCCUUCCCGGGUCCAAUCUAGCUCAUCAGCUGUGCCUCUGUCUUCUUUCCCUUAUUGUGUCUCCCUUCAAGGUCAACUGUUGGACUGGCUUGUAAACGUCGGUCAUACAUCUAUAAACAACACUUCACUAUACUGACGCAGAUUACCCCCCCACCUUCUGUUUUUUUCUUUUAUUGAACUAAAUAGCCUUAUAUUAUUUAUACGAUGAGAUGUAAUUUCUGUCUCCACAUUUGCGCGUUUACAGUUGUCCACCGUAUCACGCAUGGCGAAGUUGCGCCCCGAUGUGCACACACAUGUCGCAUUAGCCUUAAAAGAAGGCAAAAAUAUAGUUUUUUAAACGCUUCAAGGGGGCUGAAGAUGACAACACUUGUUCUGCUGCGAGUAGCAGCCUGUGUAGCUCACCUCCUAGCCAACAAUGAAUGAAGAGUUUUUGAAGAAACUUUGUUUUGCUAACCUUUUUUUAAUUUUUUUUUUAAUAAAUCUGAUGGUUAGUGUUUA